Phaethon lepturus (White-tailed tropicbird) is the source of this 1714-nucleotide messenger RNA. It is a transcript of the gene DCAF4L2, whose product is annotated as DDB1 and CUL4 associated factor 4-like 2. Gene Ontology annotation, molecular function: protein binding. Lineage: Eukaryota; Metazoa; Chordata; Aves; Phaethontiformes; Phaethontidae. The transcript is spliced from 13 exons. Bases 1 to 1506 code for a protein of 501 amino acids. The record is from RefSeq and is a predicted model, not a curated record. Gene Ontology annotation, cellular component: Cul4-RING E3 ubiquitin ligase complex.
AUGAAGAGAAAUUACUGGAGAAGCAGAGAAAAACAGAGAUGGAGUAAUCGCAAGCACAGCUACCAUCCUCAUCGGUACAGAAGACCCAGUCACAAUAACUGUACUGAAAGGCCAGAACAGGAGGAACCCCAGACCCCAGUGAAUGCAGGCCCCAGCUGCAGUGGAGAUCCUUCUUCGUCCAGUUUAACACAGAACUCUGUAGUGCCGGAACUGCCGGGAUUUUACUAUGACUCAGAAAAGAACCGGUAUUUUCGCCUGCUGCCUGGACAUAAUAACUACAACCCACUCACCAAGGAGAGCAUUCAGUACAAGGCGAUGGAAUGCAAAAGACUGAGACUCUUGGAAGAGGAAGAAAAACAAGAGAAGAAAACAACAAGGGCUGGACUGAGCUCAUCUAUGCUGUUACAGAAAAGGCAGCUGGGUUUGCUCAGCUCCACAAGUUACUGCAGGCUGGUCCAUGAACUAAAAGUGAAUUGCAUGCAGAGGAAGAAGAUAGAAAUUCGCAGUCCAGAUUCCUCAGUUGCUGGAACCAACAAUUUUAAAAUAAUUGUGGCAGAUGUUGCUUGUGAACGGAUAUUCACUGUGAACGAUGUGGAGCAUGGAGGAUGUAAAUAUGGUAUCAUCAACCUCAGUGGUUUGGGGAAGGAGUCUCUCACUGUGGAGAUGUAUGACAACCUCUACUUCACAAACCGCAAAGUGAAUUCUGUGUGCUGGGCAUCAUUGACUCAUCCAGAUUCUCAUGUUUUGCUGUGUCUCAUGGGAAUUGCAGAAACACCAGGCUGUGCCAGUCUGCUUCCAGCGUCAUUGUUCAGCAGCACUAACCCAGGAGAUCGACCUGGAAUGCUGUGCAGCUUCAAGAUAUCCACUGCCUGGUCCUGUGCUUGGUGCCUGAAUCCCCAAGCAGACAACUGCUUCAGCACAGGCCUGACAAGACGAGUUCUUGUGACCAAUGUAGUGACAGGGCAUCGACAGACAUUUGGAACUGGUAGUGAUGUCUUGGCACAGCAGUUUGCUAUACAGACCCCAAUGCUGUACAAUGGCUGCCGGUCAGGUGAGAUUUUCAGCAUUGAUGUGCGUCAACGCAACCGAAAGGGCCAGAGCUGGAAAGCAAUUCGUCUCUUCCAUGACUCAGCAGUUACAUCUCUUCGCCUUCUUGAGGCUGAACAUUAUCUCAUGGCAGCAGAUAUGGCUGGAAAGAUAAAACUGUGGGACCUGAGAACAGCAAAGUGCGUGAAACAGUACAAAGGUCAUCACAAUGAAUAUGCUAUUCUCCCUUUGCAUGUAAAUGAGGAGGAAGGGCUUCUUACAGCAGUUGGUCAGGAUUGCUACACCAGAAUCUGGAGUCUUCAAGAUGCCCGUCUGCUUAGAACCAUCCCUUCUCCCCACCCAUCUUCCAAAGAUGCCAUUCCCAGUGUGGUGUUUUCUUCGAGACUUGGGGGUAGCCAAGGAGUUCCUGGUUUACUCAUGGCUGUCAAACAGGAUCUCUACCACUUCUCCUAUAACUGACACAAUAUUCUCCUCAGACCUCGUCUAUAAAACUUCCAGCCUCCUAUACGACUUCAAAAUUUUUGCACCAGUCACCAUGCUGUUAAGUCACUGUAUGCUGCUGUUACAUCUGCUUUACCCAUGAAGUUCUGAACCUCCUUCAGCAGGUUCAGCAAAUCUUGCUGUAUACAUCUCAGACAUCUUGUAAAUAAAAGCUGAAUGCCAAUUA